Messenger RNA from Cylindrotheca closterium, 780 nucleotides. NCBI's taxonomy places the organism in Eukaryota, Bacillariophyta, Bacillariophyceae, Bacillariales, Bacillariaceae. The record is from the annotation of a GenBank genome assembly.
AUGAAGUUCCGACCUUGUAUCGACCUUCACAAUGGACAGGUGAAGCAGAUUGUUGGUUCUACUUUGAAUGAUGAGACAGAAUCGGAUAAACUGAACACCAACUUUGAGACAGAUCGUCCAUCGCAAGACUACGCCACGAUGUAUCAAAAGGAUAAACUGUUGGGAGGACAUGUGAUCAUGCUAGGACCUGGAAAUACAGAGGCCGCGAAGGCUGCUUUGGGUGCCUAUUCAAAGGGCUUGCAAGUUGGAGGGGGGAUCAACGACACGAAUGCUAAGGAAUGGUUGGAAGCAGGAGCCUCUCACGUGAUUGUAACAUCUCACGUCUUUGCAAACGGUCAAAUUCACAUGGAACGACUCAAGAAACUGUUAGAAAUCUGCGGAAAAGACCGAUUGAUCCUGGAUCUAUCAUGUCGCAGAAAGCCGGAUGCACCGGAAGGAGAUUACUACGUUGUCACAAACCGGUGGCAAACCUUUACUGACUACAAGGUGAACGCCGAAAGCCUGAAAGAGUUGGCGAGUUACUGUGAUGAAUUCUUGGUUCAUGGUGUCGAUGUGGAAGGAAUGCAAUGUGGAAUUCUUGAAGACUUGGUCGUUCUGUUGGGUCAACAUUCGCCCAUUCCAGUGACGUAUGCAGGAGGUGUAAGGUCGAUAGAAGAUUUGGAACUUGUGAAGCGACUAGGCAACGACAAGGUCGAUGCCACCGUUGGGAGUGCAUUGGACUGUUUUGGAGGCGAGCUAAAAUAUGUCGACGUUGUGGCGUGGCACAACCAGCAAAAUUAA